AUAAUUUCCAUUAUGGCAACAAAAAGAAGCUGCAAUUAAAUCCGGCCAUUUUCUAGCUUUUUGUGUGUUCACCGCCUGCUUGAACGGAGAAGGACAAGCCACGAACAAAGCGAGAGAAUUGCAUGGAAGACUGCAGGUGAUGGGGAAUUGAAGGUUUGCCAUCUCAUUCUGGUUCCCCCCACUCCACACUGGGAAGAAGGAGAGGAGGAGGCGGAUAGAGAUCACCGGAGGCCGCAGCGGCAGAAGACACAAGGCAUGAAGAUGGCGAAAGAAGAAGCUGCUGAGAAGAAGAAGAGGAGCGAGAAAGAUGAGACCUUUGUGGAGGAGGAGCAGGAGGAGAAGGCACCGGAGAGAGGAGGAGGAGGAGGAGGAGGAGGAGGGAAGACUGUUGUGGUUGGCGUUAGAAUGGACUCGCAGAGCCGAGAACUUCUCACUUGGGCGCUGGUCAAGGCCGCCGCCUCCGGGGACCUUGUCGUCGCCCUUCACGUCCUAUCAUCCUCCGGCGGUGGUAGUGCCGCAGCGGCCAAGGAUCCUGGUGGCCAGCCCGUCGCCGUGCUCUCUGUCGCCAAGGAACUCGACGCUAUGCUCGCCGUCUACGAGGGCUUCUGCAACCUAAAGCAGAUCGACCUAAAGCUGAAAAUUUGCAAGGGCUCGUCCAUACGCAAGGUUCUGGUGAGAGAGGCCAAAGCCUUCGCUGCGUCACUGCUCAUCCUCGGGGUCACCAAGAACAGCCGCGCCAUCGGGUCUUCUUGGGUCUCCAUAGCUAAGCACUGCGCCAAGAAGCUACCAAACGACUGUUCGGUGGUGGCAUUGAGCGACGGGAAGAUCGUCUUCCAGAGAGAAGCAGCAGGCCCGAAGAAGCUGAACGAUACAGCCUCCGAUCCUUCGUUUCCACCAGAAGCUGAGCUGAAUGGUUGUAUCAUUUCCCACGCCGCGAAUGGCUUAUCUGCCGGCAAUGGCUCACCAAGAAGCAAUUGUUCAAUCUGUGCACCUGAAUCCGAUCCUUCUUCCCUGAACGAGCUGAAGGAGGAAGAGUCAUUGGACUUGGUCCCAGUGGAGAAAACUGAAGCUCCCACGAGCAGCACUGCACUUACCAUCGUCAAGGAUUUACCUGAAGCCAGACCUGGUUGGCCUUCUCUUAGAAGGCUGGUCUUCACCAACAGGAAGAGCCUCUGUUCGGAGAAGCACAAGGCCUCUGUGGUUCAAUGGGCAAAGUGGCUACCGAGCCGAUACUCGUCUGUGCAUCCCGAUCGCAAGUCCAAGAAGUCGGAAGGAAAUACGACACUCGACCUAGACCAAGAGAGCGGAGCCAUUGUGCCAGUUGGGGCCGAUCUGCCACCAACCCCUUUUCUUCUCAGUGAUGCAGAAGGGAGGCUGCCCGAGGAGUUGGAGUCUUUUCGAAAGAAGUUUUCAUCUGUUUGCAGAUUAUUCAGCUACGAGGAACUCGAGCAAGCAACGUCCAACUUUCUGCAUGAGAAUUUGAUUGGAAAGGGCGGGAGUAGCAGUGUUUAUAAGGGCUGCCUUUCCGAUGGCAAGGAAUUGGCUGUGAAAAUAUUGAAGCCAUCUGAAGAUGCAGUGAAAGACUUUGUUUCAGAGAUUGAGAUUAUCACCACCUUGCAUCACAAAAACAUUAUUGCAUUGCUUGGAUUUUGCUUUCAGAAUAAUAGUCUAAUGUUGGUCUAUGACUAUCUAUCACGAGGUAGCUUAGAAGAAAUCCUCCAUGGUGAGGAAGUGAACAAGCAUGUUCUCGGUUGGGCUGAAAGAUAUAAGGUGGCAAUAGGUGUUGCGGAGGCACUUGAUUAUUUACAAGGGGGUGGUACUACUGAGCCCGUGAUUCACAGGGAUGUGAAGUCCUCAAACAUCCUUCUCUCCGACGAUUUUGAGCCACAGUUGUCUGACUUUGGAUUGGCGAAAUGGGCAUCAGCAUCAUCUCAACUGAUUUGCAGCGAUGUUGCAGGGACUUUCGGGUACUUAGCUCCCGAAUACAUUUUGUAUGGAAAAGUUAAUGAGAAGGUUGAUGUCUAUGCCUUUGGCGUUGUGCUUCUCGAGCUCCUCUCAGGAAGGAAGCCCAUCAGUUCUGGUUGUCCCAAGGGCCAAGAGAGCCUCCUCAUGUGGGCUAAGCCAAUCUUACAAGAUGGAGACACAAAGCAGCUGAUUGAUCCACGCUUAAAGAAUGAAUUUAGUAGCGAUCAAGUAGAAAGGAUGAUCCUAGCUGCUUCACUUUGUGCAAGGAGGCUUCAUCAUGCACGACCUCAUAUAACCCUUGUUUUGAAGCUACUCCAAGGAGACGAUGAUACUGUUGGAUGGGCACGGUCAGAAGUUAACGCUCGGGCUGACAUGUUAGAUGAUGAAAUGCCAAACCAAGAAUCGGACAUCCAAUCCCAUCUCAAUCUUGCAUUACUGGAUGUGAAGGACGACUUGAACUCGAUCAGCAGCACCGAUCACACAUCCGAUUCUCUAACCUCGAGCGCCUCUGCGGAGAACUACUUGCAGUGGAGAUGUAGCCAUUCAUCAAGCUUCGACUAAUUGGUUCUGAGUGCAUCGCCCACGUAAUCUGUAUAGGGUUUUAUUUCUCUAAUCUCCUUGGGUUUUAUGUGAUUACAAAAUCAUACAGAAAAAUACUUGUUGGUGCCUCAUUGCAUCUUCCAUUCCAAGUCCCUCGAGAGUCAUCUUCUUUUCUUUCAAGAAAUGUCGACAACCUCUCCAUUGUUCUCGAACAGAGAUGGAGGAACUAAUAACAGAGUUUGAUUGUUUUAUGUAGUAUCUAACAAGGAUGUGAACACCACUUUCUAAGAUCUUGUGUUUAGUUGGCA
Molecule: messenger RNA, 2813 nt
Organism: Musa acuminata AAA Group (dessert banana)
Lineage: Eukaryota; Viridiplantae; Streptophyta; Magnoliopsida; Zingiberales; Musaceae
Product: protein kinase STUNTED
Exons: 10
Coding region: 256-2526 (756 amino acids)
Biological process (GO): protein phosphorylation
Molecular function (GO): ATP binding; protein kinase activity
Source: RefSeq, a predicted model, not a curated record